CUACUCUCAGUUGAAAAUGGCUGGAGUUAUGCAGGCCUGAGUGUUGUUUUUCUACAACAUAAUGUUUCUUUCAAAAUAACGAAUUCUCAGCUUCACAUUGGGAGUGUGGUACUGUGUAAGAGGACCCGGUGUGUCUACCAUUCUACCGAUUUCCCACGAUCAACGUCUUCGCCGCUGAAUUUCACACUGACUACAGCCCCUUCAGAGAGAGUGGUCUCCCUGUAUCCGAAUCCCCCCAGACCUGCGGCUUUUCUCAUCUCCACCGUGUGGCUGAUAUUCCCUUCCUGUUAUCUGUCAUGGGCACAGCAGUGCCCUGUCCCCCCUGUCGUCAUUGCCAAGCACGAUGUCAACGGCAACAGGACCGUACCACCAUUCCCCGAGGGACUGCAGAUGGCUAUGUUUGGGAUGGGCUGUUUCUGGGGCGCAGAGAGAAAGUUCUGGAAGCAGAAGGGAGUCUACUCCACCCAGGUGGGCUAUGCUGGAGGCCUCACCCCCAACCCCACCUACGAAGAGACCUGCACAGGUAGGACAGGCCAUACUGAGGUGGUGCGGGUGGUCUGGGAGCCAGAGAAGACCAGCUUCUCCAAACUGCUCAAGGUGUUCUGGGAGAGCCACAACCCAACUCAAGGAAUGCGUCAGGGCAACGACGUAGGAGCGACCUAUCGAUCAGCCAUCUACAUAUACACACAGGAGCAGCUUGAACAGGCUCUGGCCUCCAAAGACGACUAUCAGAAGGUCCUGAUAGAGGGGGGCUUUGGAGAAAUCACCACAGAGAUAGCCGAGAACCAGGAGUUCUACUAUGCUGAGGACUACCACCAGCAGUACCUCAGCAAGAACCCCGGCGGAUACUGUGGCCUGAGCGGCACCGGAGUCUCCUGUCCAAUAGGACUCAAGAAAUAACCACCUCUGUCCAAUAGGGAAUGACCACCAACCUCUGAUUGUCUGAUUUUGACUAGGAAAUGUAAAUAGGCAUUUCCACUUGCUCAUUGCAAAAUAAGUCUAUUUUCUAUUCCUUUAAAUGGAAGUCACCUUAAUUAUGAUGCAGUACUGAAGCAUAUUCAGGGUUUAUAUAAAAACAGUCCGUAUCUGAGUCUUGUAUUAAUUGAAAUAGUUUGGUAAUCAAGCACCACAUACAUAAAUGAAUGCACAUUCAGGUUUUAGUGUGCAUUGUCUUGUUUGAAUCAAAUUAACUACAGUAUGUACAUCUGAUUGAAUAUGGUGCGAGCUGGUGGAUUAAAUGAUGAAACGGUGUGUUAAUAUG
Molecule: messenger RNA, 1261 nt
Organism: Oncorhynchus tshawytscha (Chinook salmon)
Lineage: Eukaryota; Metazoa; Chordata; Actinopteri; Salmoniformes; Salmonidae
Product: mitochondrial peptide methionine sulfoxide reductase-like
Exons: 7
Coding region: 391-900 (169 amino acids)
Biological process (GO): cellular response to oxidative stress
Cellular component (GO): cytoplasm
Molecular function (GO): peptide-methionine (S)-S-oxide reductase activity
Source: RefSeq, a predicted model, not a curated record